UUUUAAUAUAGAAAUGAAAGUAUAUGGUAUUAAAUAAGAGGAACGAACUAAUCCACCUCUAGUAAGCAUUCCAAGAAGGCUUCCUUUCUGUAUAAAUAAUAAGUAUCUUCAAUUAGUUUAGACGAGUGAAAACUUCUUAUCAAUUUAAAAACAAUAGGCUGUUAUACAUAAAUUUAUGAGAGCUCUACACUAGUUAUAAUUAGCUUAAAACAAAAUACAUAAUUAACCGAAGUACCCGUUUGUAUUACAACUGUCUAUGAAUGAAUUAAUGGUAAAAAAUUGUUUAACUUUUUAGGUUCAUUUGGGUACCAAUAAAACAGAAUUAACGAUGUCUAAUGAGUUCUCUUUAUAUUCUAAUUUUCAACCAAUUUAAUAUUGCUGUCCUCCUCCAGCUAGCUCCCCAACUCCAACAAUUAAACUUCCGAUAUACAAGAAGAGAGAAGUGAAUGUUCUUUAAGACUAGAAAGACACUAAGAACAUUCCCAAGAAUUACUGCAAGAGUAUCAUCACUUUUGCAUGUAAAAAUUAAAACCUUUGUCUGGAAAUUCUUAAAGACUAGUUGAAAGUUGUUAAAUUCUUGGAGAAGAUUACUGUUUACAAAAAAUAACUAUUAAACAUAAGAAUUUUCAGUAGCCUUUUACAACACUCUGAUGACCCUGAAGAAGAAGAAUUUAGAAGGGCUUUCAGAAUUAUAAGGUAAUUUCAAAUAGUAUUUAUAAAAGUCGGAUAUUUAUCAAGAAAUACGCUAUAAACUAUAUAUUUAACUCGAAGAUAGUCUAGCAUAACUGGCAUAUGAGAUAUAGAUCCUAAAUAUAUAAAGGAGUUAAAAGUCCAAACAAUUUUUCACAUAUUAAAAACUUAUGAAAAAAAUUUGAUUGAAUCCAUUUGAUUAUAAAAUAUGAUUAAUGAAUAACUAAU
Messenger RNA from Paramecium sonneborni, 918 nucleotides. NCBI's taxonomy places the organism in Eukaryota, Ciliophora, Oligohymenophorea, Peniculida, Parameciidae. The record is from the annotation of a GenBank genome assembly.